UUGUUACUUAUAUUUCCAUUAAUAAUGUUUUUCACAAUAUUUGUGAUUAUAUUUUGCCAAGGGACACACCUCGGACAUUCAGUUUCAGAAAAGCAAUUUAUUUUUGUCGACAAAAAUAAAACUUGGUUUGAAGCAAUGGAGUUCUGUGCAGAGAAAGGGGGACAAUUAUCCCCCCUUGACGAUGAUAAUAUUGAAUCUUUGCUGCAAGGCUGUCUUAAAAAUGAUUCUCAAGCAUUUUGGACAAGUACCUACAGUCAUACAACUCCAUAUUUGUCUCCUAUUGGAUGCGUUGAGACAAUGGAAGAUAUGGAUUUCUUUGCUUUGAACAGUUCAUCGUUAGUAGAGUGCCAGUAUCACUGUAGGACUUUUCCUACAUUUGCGAUAGCGGACAAUAAAUGUGCAUGCCUACCAAAAAACGCCAAUUUCGUACUGGCAGAAAAUCAACAGCCUUGUAAUAUUAUUUGUGACGAACAUAUGUACUGUGGUGGAAAAGAUAAUGUAAAUAUAUACAGCGUGGCUCAGGGACUGUCUUCAGAAUCAAAUUCCAUGCUGAACCCAGUUAAUUCUUUGUGUGUUAGCUACCAGUGUAUUAACAAUAGCUACACCUUCACAGGAAGGAACUGUGAUGAUCCUAGCAUAAACGACGUAGCGUGCAAUGACUAUUAUUCAUGUACCUUUGAACCGGGUGACUCCUGCUUUUUAGUGCAAUACAAAAAUGACAACUUUAAAUGGACAGUGGAUGAGAAAACUGAAAGAAAUAGCCCUGCACAGGCAUACGAAGGAUCUUAUUUUGCCUAUAUUGAUGACACCUCUUACAGUAGAGGGAAUACAUCUCUUCUCGUCUCCAAUACACUUUUCCAAGCAAAGAAGUGGUGUCUACGGUUUUGGUACUUCAGCCACAGAGCAGAUCCCACCGCAUCCCUUAGUGUGAUUACUUACAAUAAUGUUACAAAAGAAGUGAAGUUUCAAGUCAAUAUCACCAGUUCAGAUUUUGAGGAAUGGAAAUAUACAGAACAAAAUAUCUGGAUAGAGAAUGAUUUCUUACUUAGUUUUCUAGCUAGAAGAGGCAGUCGAGGGUCGAUUUUUGCUAUUGAUGAUGUGACUAUGAUUGAAGGUACAUGUGAGAAAUCAACAACAAAACUCCUACAAAUGAAAGGGGGGAUAAAAUGCAACUUCGAAGGAGGAGUAGAUAUAUGCUUUGAUCAAGACACUACCGAUGACUUUGACUGGUCCAUUACAAGGGAAGGUACAACAGCCACGGCUGGCACAGGCCCAAGCUAUAAUAUCGAAGGAAACUACUUCAGCUAUAUUGAAGCCACUGGACCUAGAAGGAAUGACGUAGCACGUAUCAUAUCAAAGUUUGAUUUGGAAAACGUCAAUAUAACUCUCAGUAUGUGGUAUCAUAUGUAUGGACAUUCCAUCAGAACACUUAAGGUUUACCUGAGAAAUGAAAUCCAAGAUGAACGUAUCAUAUUUACACGAACUGGAAAUGAAGGGAAUGCAUGGAUCUUCAUAAACAGAACAUUAACAAUAGAAGGAAAGUGGCAGCUUUGCAUCGAAGCAAAUGUACCAACUAGUAAUGUAGCAGAUAUUGCUAUAGAUGACAUAAGAAUAAGAAUUAACCAAAACGCCUUGAAGAGAAAUCCUAAUGCUGUGAUGAUUUUAAGAUACAAAUAUGGCAUGCAUUCAUAUGUCUGGGAAACUUUCAACAAAAAUACAACUAAGGCAUUUGUUUGUGAAAAACGUGAGAAAUUAGCAAUGAAAGCACAAUAUGAACAACAGCAAAAUUCUUCAAUGAAAGAACAAGUGAAUAUAAUGUACAUGAAAUCAGACGAUAUUCUUAUGAUACAAAACAAAACUUCAAGGUACAUCAAUUCCAAAAAUCAAAUCACUCAACAACUCACGAACGAAAGCGAUAUUUUAGGAGGACUGGGCUUAAACGAAAUAUAUGUUAACCAGGAACAUGUAAUGUUUGGUCCACAACCACAGUCAACUACCAAUAUAAUUGAUAAAAUUGAAAUAUCGGAAGAUGUCUAUGACCAUCUCCACGAGGAAAACAAUAUUGUAACGUCAGUUCAAGAAGACACGUACAGCCACAUGACUGACAAUCAAUAUGGUACUCAUCAAAUUCUGUGUGAUGAUACGUAUGACCAUACAGGGGGAACUGAGGGUGAAUACGGAGCAGCUAAGAUUAAUCAGGAUAUAAACAAUACGUAUGAUCGUGCAGGAUUCAAUGUUACAGAUGACGUUUACAGUUUUCCAAAUAAAUGCACAUGUCAUAUUGAAACAGUGUAUAAUACUGCAGCAAAAACGACACAUGUUUCAGGAAAGGAAUACGUAUAUGUUGCAAAGAAUAUGAGCUUGACUGAAGCGAGAAACUUCUGUGAGGAAGAGUUUGGAGCACAUUUGUCUACUUUAGAUCAAACAAAUCUUAGAUCCUUUCUGCAAUCAUGUUUAAGUGAUGAUUUUCAAGAUUUGUGGACGAAUACGUUUAUUUCUUCUACGCCAUAUUUGACAAUUGUUGGAUGCUUUGACAUACCAGACAACAUGGAUUUUCUAAGUUUAAGCAGGCCUUCGGUAUACGAGUGCCAAUCUCUCUGCAGUAAUUAUUCUAGAUUUGCAAUAAAGAUGAACAAAUGCCUGUGCAUAGAAGGAAGUGAAAUAUUUGGCGAACAGAAAAGUGCAAGUUUAUGUAAUCUAUCCUGUGACGAAGAAACAUUUUGUGGAGGCUUUGAUAACUUGAAUAUAUACAAUGUCGUUCAAAGAGAAUCAGUCCAAGGGAUGUAUCCAUUACAAUUAGAGAGUACGUCUUGCUUAACCCAACGGUGCGUAAACAAUAGUUAUCUGUUCAGGGAAAGGAAUUGCCUUGAUGCCGAUGUCUCUGAAGUUUCUUGCGAUGGCUACUAUUCAUGUACGUUUGAGCCUGGGGAACCCUGCUUUUUGAUUCAGGACAAAGGAAACACCUUUGACUGGAUUGUGGAAACUAGUAUCAAAAGUACUCGCCCAGAAAAACCCUUUGAUGGAGCAUAUUUUGCAUACGUAGAAGACAGUGGAUAUAGCUUAAAUCAGGAGGCCCGCCUUAUUUCUUCCGUUUUUCCUCCAGGUUAUAAUUGGUGUUUACGUUUCCGAUACUACAUCAUCAGUGAUUAUUUCAUGCCAUUAAAGGUUGUUAUUUACAACGUUGUAAAAAGGUCUGUGGGUGAUCAAUUUACAUUACCUCAAACAGAAGAAGAAUGGAAAUAUAAAGAACAUGACAUUAGAAUGGAUGGAGAUUUUAUGAUUUUCUUUGAGACCAAAAAACAAGAUAUGAUGAAUUCCAAUAUCGCUAUAGAUGAUGUAACGAUGAUAGCGGGAAAUUGCAGUGAACCACUCACUAAACUGCUAUACAUGAAAGGGAAUAUGCAAUGCAAUUUUGAGGGAAAUAUAGAUACAUGUUUUGUUCAGGAUAAAUCCGACGACUUUGACUGGAAGAUUCAAAAAGGAGAAACAAAAUCAGCUGCUACAGGACCUGUUAGUAGUACCGAGGGGAAAUACUACAGCUACAUAGAAGCAUCGCAUGAGGCUCCUGGUGAUAAAGCUGUGUUAAUUUCAAAGUUUGAACUAACUGAUGUGUCUGUAAACAUAAGCUUGCUGUAUCACAUGUAUGGUGAAUACACAGGACGUCUAAGGCUGUACCUAAAAAAUGACAAUAACAUAGAAACGACACUAUUUGAUUUAAGUGGCAAUCAAGGCAAUUCUUGGAAUAUUUUUACUAACGUCACAAAAGUUACAAAAAAAUCAAAGGUUUAUAUAGAGGCAAAAAGGGGACAGGGAGUUGACAGUGGUAUUGCUAUCGACAAUAUACAGAUCAGGAUCAUUGACGAAAAUUUACUAAGGAACUGGAAGAGUGCCAGUCAGAAAUGUACCAGAAUCAUGAACACAUAUCCUGUAGCAAUAGAUCAGAUCAGAAACACCACUUGUUGGCUGGACGGUCCAGAGAGAUGGAUGGGUGUAAUCAGAGCAAGGAAAAUGUAUUCAGGCACAGAUGAUCGGGGAAGAAACCCUACAUUGGUGAGGCUGCUGAGAACAACAAACGACAUCAUUUCUACAGUUUGGGAAGAUUUUAAAUUAAAUAAUUCAAGACCAUUUGCUUGCGAAUCAGACAAAUUAAAUUCAACCCAAAAAUGCAAGGCAUAUAUGAAGAAAGGAAAUCUCACUUUCGACGAUUUUUUAAGUGGUGGAUCUAGCGAAACAUUAAUGGUUAUGGUACCUGUCCUUGUUGCCUCUUUAUUCAUCUUUAUUGCAGUCACUUUUGGGAUUGUCAUUCUUCAUAAACGGAGGAAGGAUACUGAGAAGCACAAAGACAUUUCCUCUUUAGAAUUAUCAACCUUAGCAAACACAGGUUGGCAUCAAGAAUCAUUGUCAACUGAAAAAAAUACGAUGAAUCCCAACUUAUUGGAAGAAGAUUACGACCAUCUCCACGAAGUAAACAAUACCAUGACGUCAACGAAAGAUGGAGUGUAUAGUCACAUGUUAGACAAUCAAUAUGGUCUACAAGAAAAUUUAUCGAAUGAUACUUAUGACCACCCUACAGGCUCGGAAAGUGAAUAUGGAGCUGCACAACCCUACAAAAUACACAGUACUAUGACGUCAAGUAAUGAUGAUCUUUAUAAUCACAUGUUAGACAAUCAAUUUGGUCUAAGACAAAAUUUCUCUCAUGAUACUUACGACUACACUAUGGGGUUGGAGAGUGAAUAUGGAGCUUCACAUCUUAACCAGAAUUUGAAUGACACCUACGAUCGCGCAGUACUUAAUUCUAUUCAUGAAGAUCAGAGUUUAUCAAAUUAAAGCAACGUCAGAACUGAUUUUGUUCCUGGCUGCACAAAAAUGAAAAUAUAUAUACAUGUAAUUGUUACAUCACGUUAUAUAUUUUAAUUCGUAAUAAAUUAAUAAAUCAAGAUAUAAAAAUUUCUAGUUUGUAAAUCAAGCCUUUUUGAUUUGA
Molecule: messenger RNA, 4981 nt
Organism: Saccostrea echinata
Lineage: Eukaryota; Metazoa; Mollusca; Bivalvia; Ostreida; Ostreidae
Exons: 32
Coding region: 25-4827 (1600 amino acids)
Cellular component (GO): membrane
Source: RefSeq, a predicted model, not a curated record